UAUAAUAGAAUGGAAUCACUCGGCAUCAUGAUUUGGUGUUCCUCUCGUCGCCUCUUUGAGAACAUACGCGAGAUUGAAUGAAUCUGGCGAGUGCGAUGGCUCCUUUCUGUGCGCAGUGAGAGACAAGUAGGCAUACAUACGCCAACUUAAGUACAAAGUAAAGGAUCCGCGGCAGGAACCAAAGCCUAGAGAGAAAAGUUCAGACUAGGUUCCCCAUAUCCCCCACAACCCCGCAGGUACCAACCAAGCUGGACCCUAGAGUUAUGAGACCGGAACCGAAGUGAUCGAAGGCCCAGGUGGAUGUUCCGCCGGAACCGUGAUCAGGCCAACGUACACAUACGACACUACUUAUUUCAAUCAGGCCCUUCAGCGAUUGAAAAUCAUGCAAUUCAAUUCUUGACUUUCCAUUCUUCCAGAUUCAUUCUCGCAUACAGUACUUGGAGCUUAAGGAGCAAAAUGGCCACAGAUACACAUCCCAUAGUCAAUAAAGCUUCUGUACUUCGCCCUGGCGGCUCAUUCUACUAUGAAGAUAGAGAGAGGCCUUCAUUAGAGUCUGAUCGACAUGUGAUUGUGCGAGUUGUCGCAACCGGUCUCUGUGGCUCCGAUGUCCACUACUGGCAACACGGUCGCAUCGGUCGUUAUGUGGUUGAAAACCCCAUAAUUCUCGGCCAUGAGUCUUCAGGCAUAGUCGUAGCCUGUGGCGUCGAAGCAUCCGGCAUUGAAGUUGGCGACCGCGUCGCGAUUGAGCCCGGAGUCGCCUGCAAUACCUGCAACCCAUGUCGCAGUGGUCGGUACAACCUGUGCAAGGGCAUGCGUUUUGCCGCAACUCCCCCAUAUGAUGGAACGCUGUGCACAUACUACAGCGUGCCGGUUGAAUGCUGCUACAAGUUGCCGGCACACAUCUCGCUACGUGAUGGCGCACUGGUCGAACCGCUCGGGGUCGCAGUACACGGAUGUCGACUGGCGGGCGAUCUGCAAGAUAAGUCGGUUAUUGUUUUCGGCGCGGGACCGGUCGGACUGCUUUGUUGCGCUGUGGCGAGCGCGUUCGGUGCGUCGACGGUGGUGGUCGUGGAUAUCGUUGCUGCUCGACUCGAGUCGGCAAGGAAGUACGGGGCUACACAUACCUACCAGAUGAGCGCGGAGAAGUCCCCUGAGUUAAACGCCGAUGCCCUCGCAGCUACAGCGGGACUAAUCGAUGGUGCUAAUGUUGUCCUCGAUGCUUCGGGUGCCGAGCCCUGUAUCAACUGUGGUAUUCAUGCGCUGGCGCAUGGUGGAACCUUCGUGCAAGUCGGACUUGGUAGACCCAACCUGUCAUUACCCGUUGGGCAAAUCUGCGACAAAGAGGCUGUGUUCAAGGGUAGCUUCCGGUACGGUCCGGGGGAUUUCAAGCUGGCCAUUGGAUUACUGAACUCGCGGCGGGUACAGGUCGAUGGGUUGGUCACUCAUGAAUUCUCUUUCUCGCAGGUCGAGGAGGCGUUCAAGCAUGUCGCUGGUAAGGGGGGUAUCAAGAGUGUGAUUUACGGACCGGACAUUGAUGUCGAGGCUGCAAAGCAAGCUUCAGUAUAGUAUCUAUCCGUUGGUUUGGAUGGUAUACAGUGGAUAUAGAUCUAUAGAGCUGUAUAAUAAA
Messenger RNA from Aspergillus pseudotamarii, 1627 nucleotides. Its product is annotated as NAD(P)-dependent alcohol dehydrogenase. The record is from RefSeq and is a predicted model, not a curated record. NCBI's taxonomy places the organism in Eukaryota, Fungi, Ascomycota, Eurotiomycetes, Eurotiales, Aspergillaceae. The transcript is spliced from 3 exons. Gene Ontology annotation, biological process: D-sorbitol catabolic process. Gene Ontology annotation, molecular function: zinc ion binding; L-iditol 2-dehydrogenase (NAD+) activity. Bases 301 to 1566 code for a protein of 421 amino acids.